AUGCGUCCAUCCUCUGUCCAAGUCUGCAGCAUCCCCUGCCGCACGUCAUUUUCCAAUAAAGAAACUUUACAUCGAGCCAUCAUCAUCAUGGCUAUCAACAAAUCCAAAGUAGCAGUGGGGUUUUUAGUGGCUGGGAUACUCACAGUCGUCUUUGGUGGAGUGCUGUUAAUUGUGGGUCCAACGGUGAUGUACGACCAAAUCAUUAAGAUAGUAAAGAACACUGUGAUUGACCCAAGCAAUGAGAUGACUUACACCAUGUGGAAGGACAUCCCUGUUCCCUUCUUCAUGUCUGUCUACUUUUUCAAUGUCCUUAAUCCCAAGGAAAUAUUAAAAGGAGAAAAGCCAAUGAUCGAGCAGCGGGGCCCCUAUGUUUACAGAAAACGUUGCCAGAAGGACAACAUCACAUUUCAUCCCAACCAUACAGUGUCAUACAGAGAGUACCGUCAGUACUUCUUUGAGCCAAGCAUGUCUGUUGGCAACGAGUCCGACAUAGUCACCAUCCCCAACAUGCUGGUCCUGGGAGCUGCUGUAAUGCUGCAAGAUUUGCCUUAUGCUGUUCGUUUAAUGAUUAGUACAACCUUUAAGACUUUCAAAGAAGGCCCUUUUCUAACGAAGACGGUAGAGGAGCUCAUGUGGGGCUAUGACAGCAAACUGGUCGAGUUCCUCAAUAAAUACCUGCCCGGCAUGUUGCCUUCCACUGGAAAGUUUGGUCUCUUUGCAGAGUUUAACAAUUCCAACACUGGUCUGUUCACCAUCUUUACUGGUCAAGAUGACAUCAAAAAUGUCCACAGAGUUGACUCCUGGAAUGGCCUGACAGAGCUCAACUACUGGCGAACGCCUCAGUGCAACAUGAUCAAUGGAACCGCUGGACAGAUGUGGCCGCCGUUCAUGACCAAAGAAACCACAUUGCCUUUUUACAGUCCUGACGCCUGCAGAUCAAUGGAGCUUGUUUACCAGCGCCCAGGUCACAUGAAGGGGAUCCCCUACUACAGAUAUGUUGCUCCCACAACUCUUUUCGCUAAUGGAACGGACUAUUCCCCCAAUGAAGGCUUUUGUCCAUGCAGACAAUCUGGUUUGCUCAACGUCAGCAGCUGUCGUCACAAUUCUCCAGUGUUUAUCUCACACCCUCACUUCUUCAACGCUGACCCAGUGCUGCUGGACUUUGUGCAGGGGCUGGCACCCACAGAGGAGCAACAUGGCCUCUUCAUUGAUAUCCACCCGGAAACGGGAGUCCCUCUGAAUGUGUCCAUCCGCCUCCAGCUCAACCUGUACAUGAAAACGGUGCCAGGAAUUACAGAAACUGGAAAGAUAUCUGAGGUGGUGAUGCCGAUGCUUUGGUUUGAAGAGAGAGGAUAUAUCGAUGGCCCCAUCCUCGACACAUUCCACACAAACCUGGUGAUCCUUCCCGCUGUCAUGGAGUACAUGCAGUAUGGCUUCAUCGCUCUUGGUCUUCUAUCAAUCCUGGUGUCUGCGCUGGUGCUGUGGAGACAAAAGGGGUCAAUGAAGAGCUCUCAUGAAGUGGAGAAAAAUAAACUUAAAAACUCAGAGAAGUAA
Molecule: messenger RNA, 1554 nt
Organism: Knipowitschia caucasica
Lineage: Eukaryota; Metazoa; Chordata; Actinopteri; Gobiiformes; Gobiidae
Source: the annotation of a GenBank genome assembly